Gaeumannomyces tritici R3-111a-1 is the source of this 1935-nucleotide messenger RNA. RefSeq lists its product as hypothetical. Lineage: Eukaryota; Fungi; Ascomycota; Sordariomycetes; Magnaporthales; Magnaporthaceae. Gene Ontology annotation, molecular function: ADP binding. The coding region runs from base 1 to 1935 and encodes 644 amino acids. The record is from RefSeq and is a predicted model, not a curated record. The transcript is spliced from 5 exons.
AUGAAGCGGAUGAAGAAGAAAGUCAAGGAACUGCUACACUUGGAGCAGCGUGAUCCGCCGCAAGAACUGAGCCAAGACCCGCUCCAGCCGGGCCCCCCCGAGAGCCCGCCUCGAGAACCGAGUCAAGACCCGCUCCAACCGGGCCCUUCGGAGAGCGCGCCGCCAGUCCCCCCCUUCCCCGAUGGAGUCAAAGUUCUGCACGACUGUCCCGAUGCCACGGUCGACAUUUGUUUCGUCCACGGCUUGACUGGGAACCGGGACAGUACCUGGACCGCCGACGGGCAGUCCACGCCCUGGCCAGGGACCCUUCUACCGCAGAAGCUCAAGAACGCCCGCAUACUCACGUACGGAUACGACGCAUACGUGUUGCGACGAUCGGUUGCAUCGAAUAAUCGGCUGAAAGACCAUGCCAAGAACCUUCUGAACGACCUGACGACAGACAGAGCUAGCUGCGAAGCGCGGUCUCGUCCCCUCAUUUUCGUUGCCCACAGUCUGGGCGGCCUUGUCUGCAAAGAGGCUAUUCUGCACUCGCGAAACCAUCCCGAAUCUCACCUUCGCGACAUAUUCGAUUGCACCAAAGGCAUCAUAUUCAUGGGCACCCCUCACAAGGGGUCUUGGAUGGCCGAUUGGGGUCGGAUACCGGCGAGGGCUAUUGGCCUUGUCAAGUCUACCAACGAGUCGCUCUUGGGGAUCCUGGAAACGAAAGAUCAGUUCCUCGAAUCUAUUCAAGGCCGGUUUUUGGACAUGUCAGAACGCGUAGAAACCCCGCCGCAGCCAUUCGCUACCAUUCCCUUUUCCCGCGACCCCGAUUUCGUUGACCGCGGCGACAUUCUCGACCAGCUUCGCCAGCGGUGUCUCGAACCGGCUGGCCGUGUGGCUUUGGUUGGCCUAGGUGGCAUUGGCAAAUCGCAACUUGCCAUCGAAUUCGCCCACCGAACCGCCGAGGAAACACCCAACAAAUGGAUCUUCUGGAUCCACGCUGGCACGCAGGCCCGCGUCGAAGAAGGCUUCCAGGCCAUUGCCAACGCCGUCAAGCUACCCGGUCGGAACCAGCCCAAGGCCGACGUAUUACAGCUUGUAUACGGUUGGCUCUCCAACGAACGGAACGGCCAAUGGACCAUUAUCCUUGACAGCACCGACGACGGAGACGUGUUUUAUGCGACGAACGACGGCCGCGAGGGAAAACCGUUGGCAAGCUACCUCCCACAAAGCCGAAACGGAUCCAUCGUCGUUACGACUCGCAACAAGGGCCUAGCAUAUAGGCUUACCGGGAACCACAACAACAUUAUUGAAAUUGGGCCGCUGGUCCUGGCCGAUGCUCUCCUUCUCCUAGAGAGAAAACUGGGCCCGCUCCCCGAUACGGACACAGCCAAAGCCUUGGUGCAGGCACUUGACUUUGUUCCCCUUGCCGUCAGCCAGGCGGCGGCAUACAUCCGGGCAAGGUCGCCGCUGAGCUCAAUCGUGUUGUAUUUGGCCGAGUUUCAUAAGGGCGAACGCAAACCCGACCUUCUUGCGCUCAUGAGCUUCUUCGAUCCACAGGGAAUCGCUUUAUCGCUUCUUAAGCCCGUCAAUACCGAAAGUGUCCAGCGGGAUUCAGGGUCGGAAUCUGGCAGUAGCAGCGACGAGGCAGAUGACGGUUUUGAAGACGAUGUGGCCAUCCUGCAAGACUUUUGUCUUGUAUCUACAAGCGAGAACGCGAGCGUGUUGGAGAUGCACGGGCUCGUACAGCUGUCGAUGCGGCAAUGGCUGGAAGCGGACGGGCUGCAAGACAAAUUCAGGCGACAGUUUGUUAAGCGGAUGGCGGCGGCGUUUCCUACGGGGGACUACAGCAACUGGGCGACAUGCCAGCAGCUAUUUGCGCAUGUCGAAGCAGCAAUAGACUGCCGGCCAACUGAGGAGGGAAUCAAGGCCGGUGGCAGGAGGCUGAAAAGCUAG